This is a messenger RNA of Panicum virgatum (switchgrass), 1419 nucleotides long. RefSeq lists its product as uncharacterized. NCBI's taxonomy places the organism in Eukaryota, Viridiplantae, Streptophyta, Magnoliopsida, Poales, Poaceae. Gene Ontology annotation, biological process: proteolysis. The record is from RefSeq and is a predicted model, not a curated record. The transcript is spliced from 7 exons. Bases 1 to 1419 code for a protein of 472 amino acids. Gene Ontology annotation, molecular function: cysteine-type peptidase activity.
AUGGCUACACCGCCCGAUAGGAAGCCUUUGAUCUUUGAACCACCUGAGUUCCUCGAUGUGCCGCUCGUGCCCAAUGAGAAGGAAGUCUUCAAUGAUAUUGUCGAAAAGGAAUUUAAAGGGGCGAAGGAUACUGUCACAAUGUCCGAUGAGAUGGAUUAUGAACCGAAAGAGCAAGCAAAAAAGUUUGAGGCCAAGCUUCUGGAAGAUUUGUUGCAACCCCUGCCUGUGGACAAUCUUCCGGAAGAAGUGCCCAAACCCAAGAGAACAAAGAGAAAGGCGGAGCGGUCAGAUGUAGUGUCAAGGAAAAAGCUUGCUAGCACAAGAGGGAGAGGCUUGCCACCGGUGGUGCCCAAAUCCAAUACUGCAAAGGAGCAAGAUGAGGGAAAGGUAGAGCCGCUUCCUGGUGCAGCAGCGACCAAAGUGUAUGCGAGGAAGUUUCCAGAAAAAUCAGAUACCAUCCCAAAACAAGCUGAGACUGCAACCCAAACACUUGGUGAUGGGCGCACGGAAGCUAUGCAUAAAGCAGCAGUAGAAAAGCAGCGUGUCGACAACUUGAAGGACAGCAAAGGUUUCAAGGAUGCACUCGAUGCUCCAAGCUUCUCACUGGGAUUUAUAGACGAUGAGGAUUCUCAAGAAAUGGACAAGGGUCAACUUGCAACAGAAGAUGAACUGUACAACAUCAUAUGCAGACACACCAGGAAUGAAGAGGGCACAAUAUUCUUUGAAUCCAAAGAGAUAACACUUACAGCACAUGAGGUAGCAGCGGGCAUGGUUAUGGGGAGAUCGCUAGGCACCAAUGCCAUGCAUCUCGGGACUUACGUGCUGUCACAGGACCCUAGAAAGAAGAGGACAAAGAUAAUGUCCCCAUGGGUGUCGAUCCAAAUGAUGACAGGGCCCAUGAACAGCAACAUUGUCAAGAACGCUUUUGAGUUUCGCGAUUCAAACUAUGAAAUGAUACUCUUUCCCGUGCACCAAGAGAAUAUAGCGCAGCCGGGCGGCGAUGGCCACUGGUUCGCAUUUGCUUUAAAUAUUCCAGAUAAGAAGUUUCAAAUCAUAGACUCUCUAAGGAACAGCGACAAUGCUGAAUUGAGAUGGAAAGCCAUUCUGGUGCGUGCAAAAGUGAUUACCCUAUGGAACAAAUACACAUCUAAGGUUAAGGGGUGCAAGAUUCCUACCAUUUACAACUUCGAGACGCAGUUCAUUGAGGGGUACAAGCAAUUCGGGAUUCAUGACUGUGGUCUGUUCACCCUCAAGGCUAUAGAGCACUGGGAUCGACACAACCUCCCAAAUAUGAUGGAGUUUGAUGAAAUGAAGCUGAGGAAGCGAGUUCUUCAUGUGUGGCUUCAUAGCCCGGCCAACAAGCUAGAGAACAAGACUGAACUAUUCUCAAAGGGAAAGGGAAAGAUGGCAAAUCAGUAG